Brienomyrus brachyistius is the source of this 1976-nucleotide messenger RNA. RefSeq names its product glutaminyl-tRNA amidotransferase subunit QRSL1 (gene qrsl1). Gene Ontology annotation, molecular function: glutaminyl-tRNA synthase (glutamine-hydrolyzing) activity. The transcript has 11 exons. The coding region runs from base 94 to 1659 and encodes 521 amino acids. NCBI's taxonomy places the organism in Eukaryota, Metazoa, Chordata, Actinopteri, Osteoglossiformes, Mormyridae. Gene Ontology annotation, biological process: mitochondrial translation; glutaminyl-tRNAGln biosynthesis via transamidation. Gene Ontology annotation, cellular component: glutamyl-tRNA(Gln) amidotransferase complex; mitochondrion. The record is from RefSeq and is a predicted model, not a curated record.
GUGAAACCAACAUGGCCGCCUAUUAUGGUUGUGUACUUUGAAGGUUGCCGGCACAGUUCGUGGGUAUUAGGGUUUUAAAAGAAUAUAUUAAAUAUGUUGGGCUUGACAAUGAGAGAAGUGUCACAGGCCAUGAGGGAGGGAAGCAUGUCUCCCACGGAGCUGUGCAGAAGGUGCCUGGAGCAGGUGAAGAGCACCUCCUAUCUGAACGCCUACAUCACGGUGGCUGAGGAGCAGGCUUUGCGGCUGGCACAGGAGUCAGAAGUCAGAUUUCUUAAAGGGAAACCCAAAGGCCCCCUGGAUGGGAUCCCUUUCUCAGUCAAGGACAACUUCUGCACGGAGAACGUGGAGACCACAUGUGCCUCACGCAUGCUGAAAGGCUACCGUCCUCCUUACACCGCCACCAUUGUUCAGAAGCUCCUGGACCAAGGGGCCGUCCUGAUCGGAAAGACUAAUUUGGAUGAGUUUGCAAUGGGGUCCGGCAGCACCGACGGUGUGUUUGGCCCAGUGCAGAACCCCUGGAGCUAUUCGGUGCAGUACCGGGAACGGGCCGGAGCUGAUGCGGGCUGGGCGAUCGCCGGUGGCAGCUCUGGGGGGAGUGCAGUCGCUGUGGCGGCCCAGACCAGCUUCCUUGCCCUGGGCUCCGACACGGGGGGCUCCACGCGUAACCCGGGGGCGCUAUGUGGAGUGGUGGCGCUGAAGCCUACCUACGGCCUGCUGUCCCGCCACGGCCUCAUUCCCCUGGUCAACUCCAUGGACGUGCCGGGCAUCCUGACCCGGAGCGCCAGCGACGCGGCCACCGUCCUGGGUGUCCUCCAAGGCUUGGACAAGAAGGACUCCACGACGAUUCCUCCCCCAGCCACGCCCACCCACCUGCCCGAAGAAAUUGACAUCAGGAAGAUCCGUGUCGGCAUACCCCAGGAAUACCACGCCCCGGGUCUGUCCGCAGAGACGCUGUCCCAGUGGAGUCGUGUUGCCGACCUGUUUGAGCGGGAGGGAGCCUCGGUGGAGACCGUGUCCCUCCCCAACACCCAGCACUCCAUCGUCUGCUAUCACGUGCUCUGCACAGCGGAGGUGGCCUCCAACAUGGCGCGCUUCGAUGGCCUGGAGUACGGUCACCGCAGCUCACUGGAGGAGUCCACGGAGGCCCUGUAUGCUGCCACGCGACACGAGGCCUUUAACGACGUCGUCCGCCGCAGGAUCCUGGCAGGAAACUUCUUCCUGCUGAAGAGGAACUAUGAGUUGUACUUCAUGAAGGCGCAGAAGGUGCGGCGCCUGAUCACGCAGGACUUUGCGCGGGUCUUUCACGGGGGUGUGGACGUGCUGCUGACCCCAACGACGCUGACCGAUGCUGCGCCGUACCGCGAAUUCAUCCAGGAGGACAACCGCACACGCAGCACCCAGGAGGACGUCUUCACCCAGCCCGCCAACAUGGCAGGUCUCCCGGCCGUCACUGUGCCCACAGCGCUGUCCAGUCGGGGCCUCCCCAUCGGCCUGCAGCUGAUCGGACCGGCUCUGCAGGACACCAGGCUCCUGGCCCUGGCUGCCUGGCUGGAGAAGAGGCUGUGCUUUCCACGCUUGGAGCUGCCCGGGACGUGGGCGGAGCCCGGAGAUGUGGGUGUGGCACAAGGACUUGAGGGCACCCUCCAGGGGCACACCUGAGGACAACAGGGACGCGGCGGCUGGUCUGUACGGUGCCCCAGCGGAGAGGAGCCGAGUGCCAGGUGGCAGGUGGGGGGUUCAGCGCUGGCCCGAUUUUGAAGCAUAUCGGAUGGCAUCAUAUAUGUGAUAUUAAAGAGCAGAAACUGCAGCGGGCACUGCCGACCUACAGGGGGAGCCAGCUGGCAUCUGGGCUGGUGGGCGGGACGCAGUCCUGCAGGGAGUCGGGGUCGAGGUGACCCUGCCGUCCCACAAUGCCUUGGGAUACUCUUUCAGCUCUGCCUGCUUGCUCUUAUUAAAUAAAAUAACGAUGGAUCAUA